AUGGACACAAACGGUGACAAUAAUGACGACAAUGAGGAAAGUGUGGAACGAAUCGAGGGAAUCAUGAAUACGUCCACUGAGGCCAAGAGUUGUCCCAUUUGUUUGACACAAGUGUCCAAUCGAUCGCUGGCCGACACAUGUCUUCACGAAUUCUGCUUCGACUGCCUUUCCGAGUGGUCUUCGACUCACAAUCGGUGUCCCGUCUGUCGACAGCCGUACCGACACAUCAUCCAUAACAUAGUGUCCGAAGAAGUGUUCGCCCGAACGCCAGUCCAACACCGCAACGAAGACAUCGACGUCGAAGUGACGGCUGUUUUGCGGCAAAUGUUUCUCUUUCUUCGGGUGAUAUCGGCUCGGAAUCGAAGUAUGCGUCUCAGGGAUCAGGUGAAAGAGAACUUGGAUCAGAUGAACGCCCGGCUCAGUCGCGCCAACGCCGGCCAGAGUCAUGAGUCGCGCCGAGUGUUGGCUCAGUUGGAGCAACAAAUACAAGAACUCCGGACGUCGUUGGAGAGGAUCGACACCGAUAUCACUGAAUUGAAUGCAGUCCUCAAUUCGGAGGAUCCGACAGAAGUGGAUCUCAUGAAUGGUCUGAACGGUCGCGAAGAGGACUUUAACGACGUGAUCGGUGUCAUCGAUGUACUCAUUCCGGUGGCCAACGCAGAGGCGCUCGAAGACAACGAAGAGUGGGUCCCCGAAGGCAGUGAGGAGGAAGACGACGAGGAAGAAGAUGCAGAAUCGCUGGACUCGACUGUUGAGGACCCCGACUACGUGCCCGACGAAGACAUUGAAUCGUCAAUUGGCAGCGAAAGUGGCGAUGAAAGCGAUAGAGAAUCCAGUGAUGACAACAACACCCGAAGAGACACACGAAGGAAAAGACGACAAUCAGACGAGUCGGACAACAGUGAAGAUGAAGACUAUUUGCCCGCAAAUGAAAAGCGAAGGAAAAAGUAG
Molecule: messenger RNA, 951 nt
Organism: Medioppia subpectinata
Lineage: Eukaryota; Metazoa; Arthropoda; Arachnida; Sarcoptiformes; Oppiidae
Source: the annotation of a GenBank genome assembly